Vitis riparia (riverbank grape) is the source of this 3311-nucleotide messenger RNA. RefSeq names its product probable protein S-acyltransferase 19. The transcript has 9 exons. Gene Ontology annotation, molecular function: protein-cysteine S-palmitoyltransferase activity. Bases 558 to 2774 code for a protein of 738 amino acids. Gene Ontology annotation, biological process: protein targeting to membrane; peptidyl-L-cysteine S-palmitoylation. Lineage: Eukaryota; Viridiplantae; Streptophyta; Magnoliopsida; Vitales; Vitaceae. The record is from RefSeq and is a predicted model, not a curated record. Gene Ontology annotation, cellular component: Golgi apparatus; endoplasmic reticulum.
AUGUUUCUCCAAUACUCCUCACUUUUUCGAAUAUAAUUUGGCUUUCAGAGGAGGGGUUUCUCAGAAUCAGAUAAACCAGUGGAAUCUGUGGCAGAUUUAGAGUACAAAUGUGGCAGUUAGCAGUGGUGGUGGAGAGAGUGGGGGCAGGAGAAUAAUAAUAGUGGGGUCCGACAUUUAUAUCCCCACCACCCUUUUCCCUCCUCCGUCAACGCCCAAAACUCUUGUCAUUUGCGUUUCCACACACCCCCUUCAACACCUUUACUUCUCACACCCUCAUUCUCUCUCACUUUCUCCUUUUUCUUGGGUUUUCUUUCUCACAAAUUCAUCGCAAUCCUUCUCAAUUUUUUCUUUCUUUUUGGCGUGCAGACAACAAUCUAAGUGCCCACCAAACCAAUGAGAUUUUUCUAUUUUUUUUAUGGAAUUUGUUUUCGAAAUGGAUUUAUUAUAGCUUUUGCAGUACAGGUUGGAGAUUCUCUUUAGGUGGGAGUCUCUGGGACGGGGGUUUUUUGCUGGGUUAUUUUUUUUGGGUGGCGGUUUGGGUUUGAGAAGUGGCAGUGAUGGUGAGGAAACAUGGAUGGCAACUACCAGCCCAUACUUUCCAGGUUGUUGCAAUCACUGUAUUCUGCUUGUUAGUCGUUGCCUUCUAUGCUUUCUUUGCCCCUUUUGUUGGAGGCCGGAUCUGGGAGUACGCAUUGAUCGGCACUUACUCUCCGGUGGCACUCCUUGUUUUCAUUCUUUAUGUUCGGUGCACUGCAAUCAACCCGGCAGAUCCUGGCAUUUUGUCCAAAUUUGAUAAUCAAGCAAUUGAUGAACCCAACACAAAGCAUGGAUUAUCAGCCAAGGACUUGCCCACAAAAUUUGAUGAAAUUGGGAAUGGGCCACAGUCUUCUCCAUCAUCAGCUUCUAGAAGUUCUAUAGCAGCAGCUAACUCUAGCAGGAAAGGUUCAGUGGGUGAAGUUGGGAAGGUAGAUAUUCCUGUGAAAUCUCCAAGUAGGAAAUCAUCUUGUUGUAAUUUUGGAGGAAUUUUCUGCGCAUUGUUUGUACAUGAGGAUUGCCGCAAACAAGAAGGUACAGCUGAGCAACAGGGCGCAGGUGAAGAUGCUUUAUUCUGCACAUUGUGCAAUGCUGAGGUACGCAAAUUCAGCAAACACUGUAGAAGUUGUGACAAAUGUGUGGAUGGAUUUGAUCACCAUUGUCGGUGGCUUAACAAUUGUGUGGGGAGGAAAAAUUAUGUAACUUUUAUCUCCCUUAUGGCCAUCAGUCUCAUUUGGCUUGUUAUCGAAGUUGGAGUUGGUAUUGCUGUCCUAGUGCGUUGCUUUGUUAAUAAGAAAGGCAUGGAGACUGAAAUCAUUGAUAGACUUGGAAAUGGUUUCUCCCGUGCUCCAUUUGCAACUGUUGUGGUCAUAUGUUCUGCAGUUUCAUUGCUGGCUUGUGUACCUUUGGGUGAACUUUUCUUUUUCCACAUAAUACUGAUUAGAAAGGGUAUUACAACGUAUGAGUAUGUUGUGGCGAUGAGGGCCAUGAGUGAGGCACCAGCAGGAGCAUCUGUUGAUGAAGAAUUGCCGAAUGUGCUAUACUCACCAUCAGGAUCAGCGACAACUGGCUUGAGUGGUGGAAGUUCCCUGGGACUGCAAUACAAGGGGGCAUGGUGUACCCCUCCGAGAGUCUUUGUUGAUUAUCAGGAUGAAGUUAUACCUCACUUGGAUCCUGGAAUGGUCCCAUCUACUGUGGAUCCAGAUGCAGCUGGAUUUGCAGAAAGAGGGAACAAGGUUCCUAAAAGGCCAGUCCGGAUCAGUGCUUGGAGGCUUGCAAAGUUAGAUUCAAAUGAGGCCGUGAGAGCAGCAGCCAAAGCGAGGGCAUCCUCUUCCGUUCUCCGGCCAGUUGACAACCGCCAUGUAGCAGAUCCUGAAUUGAGUUCCAGUGGGAACAUAAGUGUCACAAGCAGUUUGAGCACAGACAUGGGGGCAAAUAAGGAACUCAAGAAUGAUCUGAGACUUUCUCCCAUCAGAAACUCUCUUGCUCCUAGUCAAGGUAGUCGGGAUGAAUAUGAGACUGGGACUCAAAGUGUUAGUAGCUUCAGCAGUCCUAGCCAUGUUCAUGAAUCGGUCACACUAAGCCCUCUCCCACAAGCUCAUGGUGUGGGUCACUUUACUGCAGCUACCUCAGCUCCUACCUUUGUUCAUGAUCGACCAUUUACUUCUAGAGCAGUAUUUCCUAAUAUCAGCCACCAGUCGACCCAUCCUUCUACUGGAUUUGAAGAAAAAAUCAUUCAAAAAGGAGGCAGUACUGAUCCCUUAUUGCUUUCUGCUCCAGCUGCUUCUCUACUUAGAGAUGUGAAAAGGACAUCAGUGGUGUGGGACCAAGAAGCCGGAAGAUAUGUAUCAGUCCCUGUAUCAGCUUCAGAAGCUCGAAACAGAUCAACCAUACAAAUAGGAAUAUCAAACCCUACCACAGAAAUGGGUGGCUAUGGUAGAAGACCUGUUGUUCCACCUCAAGAAUCUACAUCAUCUGCGUUAAAGGCUCCAGCUCAGCAAUCUGAGAAGCUGAUGUAUACAGGAGAGUCUAUCUUCUUUGGUGGCCCGCGGUUGAUUGUUCCAGUUAGGGAUGGUUUGAGAAAUGAGAGGGGUUCAGGGCCAAGAGAGGGCCAAGAGAGGGUGGCGCUGAACUUGCCCAGGGAGUCAAGAUUCAAGAGGGAUUCAGCCUCAAACCAGCUUCCUGUGUUCAUCCCUGGGGGUUUCGAGCAGAAGCCUCCAUCUGGGUUGGGUUUAAAGUAGUUGAUGACUUUGAAGUAAAUGUAUGAUUUUUUCCCUCCAGCUAUCAGGGUUGAUGAAUGGAGUGCUAUGCAAAUCGAAGAGACCUGUGCUAGGAGCUGCUCUUGACCCGCCACUAACAUGAUUGAAUUGCGAGCCUUUGAGCAGGUCUUCCUCAGGGACAGGUUUUCUGACUUGGUGCAUCCAAGGAGGGGAGAAGUUUUCCAGGUCAGGAUGUGAUCCUAGAAACUCUUCUCUCUUACAUUGUGGCCAAAGCUUUUUGCUCUCUCUAAAAAUCAUUUUAGCCCUGUAUGACUGAGCUUCAUUUAUAGGUCUUGAAAAUUCAUCACUUUAGUCUCAAUUUAACUAUUUCUGAUUCCUCUUGUUGAUCUCCCAUAUUUGGUCAUACUCUGUAGUUUUUGAAUGGAAGAGGCAUGUUUAGGUGGGGAGAAAACCCAAUUCCUGCUAAGAGUGAUGAUGUAACGACCCACUCCUUUUAUGUAGAUAUUGUUUGUUCCUAGUUCCUCACAACUUUAAAAUGCAUUUAUAUAGUUAAGAUGA